AUGUUCAUCACAGUGAUGUUUGGAGCUGGCUGCCAGGAGCUGGUGAACAUCUGGUGCAGCCUAGUGACCCUUAAUGCCCACCUGAGGCAGAGAGGACAACUGCCCCCAGAUGCAACCAUUGCCCUCCUGGCUGAGGAUGGCAACCUGGUGAGCCUGGAGGAAGGCCUGGAGGAGGGGACUUCCCCUGCCCCCAGCAUGGGCAGCUCCCUGCUGCAGGAGCGAGGGACCUAUGUCCUGGUGCAGGUCAUCAGUAAGUGGGCCACAGAGGGGGAAGGCGGGGCCCCCACCCGCUAUGAAUCCCUCCUGGAGAACUUGGAUGAGCGCUAUCCGGAGCUGGCAGGUGAGUGUCUGGGUUGUGCCUGGUGGGAGGGUGAGAACUUCUCCUCAGGCCCCCUCGUCCAGGAGGACUUCCCGGAUCUUCCAGAGGAGCUGCGCAGGCUGUCAGGCCUCCCUGCCACAGGCAAUGGCACCCAGAGGAGGCGCAUGAGCACCCGGCAUGGUGGUGGUGGCGGUGGUAGCAGAGGCCAGCACCGGGAGCAAGGCCCCAAUUCCAGGCCCAGGAGGACAGGCUCUCUGCCAUCCAGGACGCGCUAGCUGGGGUUAGGAGCCAGGUAUGGGAGAGGACAGGGACACCUGGGGAGACACGUGAGCUGAGAAGAGAUGCACCCCAAUGCCAACUGCUACCCCCA
Ochotona curzoniae (black-lipped pika) is the source of this 689-nucleotide messenger RNA. It is a transcript of the gene CUNH22orf15, whose product is annotated as chromosome unknown C22orf15 homolog. The coding region runs from base 1 to 594 and encodes 197 amino acids. The record is from RefSeq and is a predicted model, not a curated record. Lineage: Eukaryota; Metazoa; Chordata; Mammalia; Lagomorpha; Ochotonidae. The transcript has 4 exons.